This is a messenger RNA of Macadamia integrifolia, 1481 nucleotides long. Its product is annotated as E3 ubiquitin-protein ligase RNF144A-like. The coding region runs from base 214 to 1197 and encodes 327 amino acids. Gene Ontology annotation, biological process: positive regulation of proteasomal ubiquitin-dependent protein catabolic process; ubiquitin-dependent protein catabolic process; protein polyubiquitination. Gene Ontology annotation, cellular component: ubiquitin ligase complex; cytoplasm. The transcript has a single exon. The record is from RefSeq and is a predicted model, not a curated record. NCBI's taxonomy places the organism in Eukaryota, Viridiplantae, Streptophyta, Magnoliopsida, Proteales, Proteaceae. Gene Ontology annotation, molecular function: ubiquitin conjugating enzyme binding; ubiquitin protein ligase activity; zinc ion binding.
CUGGUUCCUUACAUACUAAACUAGCAGGCAACUUCAAUUUCUAGCUAUUUUAGAAGUUAUUUAAUAAUCUUUUAAGUCUAUUAAUUUACAUUUACCAGAUCAACUGGAUAUAUCCUCCUCCUUGUGCUUCUCUCCGAAACGUCACACCUACUUUCCUCUUUAUUAAGAUAUAAUGGAAAAAAUCACUUUUAAAUUCCAGAAUUUCCAUUUCUAAUGAUUCUUUCUCAUCUCCGACCGUUCUCUUCAAUGGCAUCCAAGGUACGAUUCUUCUUUAUAUCAUUCCAUGUUUGCCUCUUAAGCUUGUCUAUCUUCCCUCCUGUGUCGAUGCUUUGCCAGGUCAAGGAGAUGCUAUCAGUUCUCUUUGGUUUCCCCCAUGAAUGGGUUUCCAACGAUUCACUCAGACUCUACUCUUCCAAACUCCUUGAUCGUGCUCGGCACCAUCUCGAAGAGAACCAAGAGAUUAUGCGUCUGGUAUCCACCGUUUCUGUUGGGCUUCUCUUAGUUGCUGCAUAUGUGGCUGCCUACUUGAAGAGCAGGCAUGAGAAGCAAGACCCACUUGAUAGCCCUCCUGCAACGACUUUCCGAUGCAAAAUCUGCUUUGAACCCAGGUGGGGUUUCCAGUCAUUUUCCAUAAUUGGCUGCGACCAUGUCUUCUGUUGUGAGUGCAUUAGCAGUUAUGUGAUAUCCAAGUUAGAAGAACAGGUAACGAGUAUAAAAUGCCCAGAAUUGAGUUGUGAAGAAUUGUUAGACUUUGAAUCCUGUCGUUUAAUCCUUGCACCCGAGGUGAUUGAUAGGUGGGAUGUUGCUCUCUGUGAGUCUUUAAUUGGUGAGACCCAGAAAUUUUACUGCCCUUUCAGAGAUUGUUCUGCCCUGUUGUUGAAUGAUGGGUUGGGGGUAAUUAGGGAAUCAGAGUGCCCCAUUUGCAGGAGACUGUUCUGUGCACAGUGUAAGGUUCCAUGGCAUUCUGGGAUUGAGUGUAGAGCGUUUCAGAAUUUGAAACAGUAUGAGAGAGGGAGGGAAGACUUGAUGGUAAUGGAGCUUGCUAAGCAGAGGAAAUGGCAGAGGUGUCCCAAAUGUCGCUUUUAUGUGGAGAAGUCCCAGGGUUGCUUGCUGAUCAGCUGCAGGUGUGGGUUUCGUUUUUGCUACAAUUGUGGGUCUCCAAUGGAAGAUCACUAUUGUCAGAAGUGCAAACACUAGUUACUUUUUCAUGUGUAGAUUGGUGAAAGCCCAUCUGUCCUUUAAUGUUCAAAGUAGAUGGAAAGAGUUUUAUAGAAAUUUAGAUAUGAAAAUUAUUAUUAGGAAGGGGGAGUCUUUGAUGGUAGCCAGAAUUCUAAGCUAUUCUUACUUCUUAAUAUUCAUUCCUUUUUGGAAUAUGGGUGGUAGAAUUUGAUUGUUUAUAUCUUAGAGGGCCUGGAAGUUUGCCCAAACUGCAGAAUGCUUAGAUCAGAUCAGUUGAGUUUGUGCUUGUUUUUUGAUCAUUA